Molecule: messenger RNA, 3029 nt
Organism: Micropterus salmoides (largemouth bass)
Lineage: Eukaryota; Metazoa; Chordata; Actinopteri; Centrarchiformes; Centrarchidae
Gene: plpp3
Product: phospholipid phosphatase 3
Exons: 7
Coding region: 1-942 (313 amino acids)
Biological process (GO): phospholipid dephosphorylation; phospholipid metabolic process; canonical Wnt signaling pathway
Molecular function (GO): phosphatidate phosphatase activity
Source: RefSeq, a predicted model, not a curated record
AUGCAAAAGUACAUGUAUGAGAAAGCGAUGGCCCAAGAGACAAGGAACGGAGGAACCUCUACGUUAAACAACAACAAUGGUGUUGACAACAGUAAGAAGAAACUGCUAAUAGCGCUCGACAUCUUCUGUCUUCUACUUGCUAGCCUGCCUUUCCUGAUCAUUGAGACUAGCACCAUAAAGCCGUACCAGCGUGGGUUUUACUGUUUGGACGAGUCCAUCCGCUACCCCCGAAAAGAGGGAGACACCAUUAGCGAUGCCGUGCUUACUGGUGUUGGCAUUCUUAUUGCCAUCUUCUCUAUUGUGAUUGGAGAAUGCUUCAGGAUUCACCAGCUACAUGAGGGAACCAAGUCUUUUGUUGGGAAUCCCUAUGUCGCAGCUCUCUACAAACAGAUGGGCGUGUUUCUUUUCGGAUGUGCCGUCAGUCAGUCGUUCACAGAUAUUGCCAAGGUGUCAGUGGGUCGUAUGAGACCCCAUUUCAUAGAUGUUUGUAAACCAGAUUUCUCCACCAUUAACUGUUCAUUGGGAUACAUCACCAACUAUACCUGCACUGGUGAAGAGAGUGACGUACAGGAGGCCAGGAAAUCCUUCUUCUCAGGACAUGCCUCUUUCUCAAUGUUUACCAUGCUCUACCUGGCUUUUUAUCUCCAGUCCAGAUUUACAUGGCGUGGCGCUCGUCUCCUCCGCCCACUGCUCCAGUUCACCCUGUUGAUGAUGGCUUUUUACACCGGCUUAUCUCGUGUCUCCGAUCACAAGCACCACCCGACUGAUGUCCUGGCAGGCUUUGUGCAGGGAGCCCUGGUGGCAUACUGCAUAGUGUUCUAUGUGUCAGACCUGUUUAAACCCCGGGUGAAGCCAGCCACGCCCCCGCCCUCCCCCAUCAAGAAGGAGCUGCUCCCUUCAUCCGACAUCAUUGACAGGAACAACCACCACAACAUGGUGUGAGAGAGGCGAACAACUUCUUCCUGUGACUGAGGAGCCAAUCACAAUGCUGCUCACCUCCCAUCGGACAGUAGAAUGUAGCGACGAGAGACUGUAGCUGCUUCUCAAAUGGCAUCCUCCAUCCCUUUUACGGUGCCCAGCGUGGCGCUUUGUGGAUGAGGGUGUCAGAUUUGAGAUUUGCACAGCAGAGUCCACUCUCACUAUCCAGACUUAUUAUUUACCAUUAUGUUAACUACUAAUCAACUUUUGAGCCCAUCGUUUUGAGCACAAACAGAAAAGAAUUUGAAGCUAAAAGACGAAAUGAAUUAAGAAAUUGAUGACUUGACAGGCAGAGCUGAGGGUGUGGAGGUUUGAUGGGGAAAACACUUGUGAAUAAAGACAAAAUAAGAAGAGACAAAAAGACAUUUAAAAAAGACAAACCCCCUGCCUAGGGAGAGAAGGAUUUCCAGUGAUGCUCCCUCUCUGAACUCUCUGUGGCCUUGGAUCGCCGUAGGACAACAACUUCCUUAGCUACGGGGAAGGAUAUUACUGCAAUAAAUAGCAGCAUAGAAAUAUUAACAGUAUAGAAAAAUAUAACUUAUAGCACUGUUUUUAAGUUCAUUGUCCAUUAUCACCACUUGCUGCCUGAGAUGUCUAACUGGAAGAAAACUUGAUGAUGCUGACAUCCACGAGACAAAAAUAUGAACUGCUAGAAGCCGACUGAGCCUGGUGUGGUUAGCAUAGCAUGGCUUUAAUAACAUUAACCCUGUACCAGGCCACUGUAGGGAUCAUAUACUGAUCUUCUUAGACCUGUAUAACAGGUUUCAGAGUAGUCCUUUGGCUGUCUGUGAAACUUUUGACUGAUUGGCAAUACAUCAGUGACCCAAUAAACUGUGCCUCCAAUCUCAAAUAUUUCUGUCUCCAGAUCAGCAUGUCAAGCUUUCUGUAGUGGACUUUCAGAGCAGCCCAAACCCGGGAUGUUGCAUUUCUUGAGGGUUAGAUGUAGUAAAGGUAAAUUUUCUGUGGAAGGAGGGAGGCAGAUCUCCCAGCCUCCCAGCACCAGUAUAAGAGGUGUGGCUGUGCCAUGCCACUUCCUGGUGUUUGGGCCAUCUGUUUGACUUCCUAAACAGGAAGGGGAUGGGUGGGCAGAGUGAAGGGGUGCGGUCUGUCACCAUGGAAGGUGGGUGAUGAUUUUACAGCAAAGCUGGCACAUUAUUUUGGGAUGAUUUGGGCUCUUUCUGCUGGCAGGGAGGGGCUCCCACCCACCCAAUCACUCAUUGGCGAUGGAGUUUUGUCUCUUAGUGUGUGUGUAUGUGUGUCCUGUGCUCUCCUGUGCUUGCAUGGGUACGCUUGUGCUUGUACAUGUACAUCUCGUGUGUGUGAAUUUGUGUGUACAUGUAUGAGCCCUGUUGAUAAACUUUGUGUGUGUCAAAUGAAACACACACACAGUCAGCUGUGCCAAGGGUGUGCGUGUGUGUGUCUGUGUGUCUGUGUGCCACUGUGUGUCAGAGCAAGUGAGCAGGUGAACAUUAAAAAACUGUGGAUCUAUAAUUUUUAUUCUCUGCUAAGGAGCAUCUUUAACCUUGUAUGUUUAUAGCCUGUCCUGUAUAAUCACUAACAGUUGUACAGUACAGAUACAGAAGCCCUUUUUUUUUACAGCCUACUCAGAUAUCCUCCAACAACACACUCCGCCAUGUUGCACAUCUUUCUCAUCGUAUAGUCCGUCCUAUCAUUUCACAAUGCCGUUUUCACUCUGUUUUUAUAAAUAUAUAAAUAAUGUAUAGAUCACUAAAAUUAACUCUGUAAGAUAUCGUUUCUUAACAUGUUUAGAUAUAUCCACUAUGAUUACAGACCUGUGUUCUAUACAAAAUGCUGCUUAAAAAGCAUCGAUUGAAAGAUUUUGUAUCUAGAUAACUAAACUAUUGUAGGUUGUAAUAGUUAUGUUUGUAAUACACGUUAAAAAAUACACCCUGUAUUAAAGUUCAAUAUUAGUAUUUUUUUAUUGUCUCGUUUUUUGUACAAAAAGACAUAGUUGCAAUGCUGUUUUUUCUGCUAAAUGUACUUAGCUCUAAUACAUGUGCUUUUAAAUAAAAAGCUCAUUAUGAACACAA